This is a messenger RNA of Fundulus heteroclitus (mummichog), 3788 nucleotides long. RefSeq names its product nucleolar protein 6 (RNA-associated) (gene nol6). Gene Ontology annotation, cellular component: CURI complex; UTP-C complex; small-subunit processome. Gene Ontology annotation, biological process: rRNA processing; tRNA export from nucleus. Bases 104 to 3547 code for a protein of 1147 amino acids. The record is from RefSeq and is a predicted model, not a curated record. NCBI's taxonomy places the organism in Eukaryota, Metazoa, Chordata, Actinopteri, Cyprinodontiformes, Fundulidae. The transcript has 26 exons.
AGUUAGACCGUCCCUUGGCACAUGUGAGCCCAUGAUGAAGCUGUGUUAAAGUGUAUUUAUUACAGUCGUGUUCUUCAUCAUUCCGGCGAAAGCAGUUUAGACCAUGAAAAAGAAGCAGAGAGGGACAGAAGAGCCAGCAGAGAUGCAUCCAUCCGAUUUCUCCGACGAUGAUGCAGAGGAGCAACUUGGGGAGCCUGUUAAAGCCAAAAGGGCCAAAGCCAAUAAAGAAGAGGAGGAGGAAGAGGUGGUCUACCACCCGGUGAAGCUGUCCCGGAAUGAUUUAUAUAGACCUCCGACAGCCGAGGAGCUACACCACCUGAAAGAAGCCGAGAGCCUGUUCCACUGCAGCCUUCUUAAGAUGCAGAUGGAGGAGCUGCUGAAGGAGGUCGUCCUGAGCGAGCGGAGGAAGCAGCAAAUCGAUUCCUUCGUGAAGACGGUCACCAAGCUGCUGGAGACUGUGCCGGUGUCACCGGAGGUUGAGGUCAGUGACCUGUCGUGGCUGUCUGGUGCGGUCAAGGUUCCCUGUCUGCUGGUGCCCAAAUUAACAAAGGGCAAGUUCCACAUGGCACCUCCAGCGUCCAUUGAUCUGAUCGGGAGCUACCCGCUGGGUACCUGUAUUAAGCCAAACGUCAAGGUGGACCUCGCUGCCACAAUCCCAGCUGACGUCUUGCACCCAAAAGAUGUUUUAAACCAGAGGUAUCCACGGAAACGGGCCCUCUACCUUGCAGGCCUUGCCCAACACCUGAAGUCCUCCUCUGACAUCGGGACGAUGCGCUAUUCCUGUCUCCACGGGAACCGACUCCAACCGGUCCUGCUGCUGACCCCCCCUGGCAACUCUUCGAGUUUCAUUGUGUGUGUUCACGUCUGCCCACCUCCUGGGUUCUUCAAGCCCAGCCGUUUCCAUCCCCAGAGGAACAACAUCAGGACAGAGUGGUAUACUGGACUGCAGGCUUCCCGCACUGAGAGCAGCGAACCUCCAACUCCACACUACAACAGCUCUGUUCUGGGAGAUUUACUGCCCAGAGCUCACCUCCAGUUUCUCUCCGCCAUCCGCGCCCAGUGCCCAGCCUUCUCUGACGGGGUAGCGUUGCUCAAAGUCUGGCUUCAUCAACGAGAGCUGGACCAGGGCACCGGUUGUUUUAACGGAUUCCUGGCCUCCAUGCUCUUGGCUUACCUGUUGGUAACUCACCGGAUCAGCAACACCAUGACGGCCUAUCAGCUGCUUCGGAACAGCCUGAAUUUCCUAGCUUCUACAGACCUGACUGUGAGCGGGAUUAGCCUAGCCAAGGAUCCGGACUCCACAGCUCCGUCUCUUGCAGAGUUCCACGACGCCUUCCAGGUGGUGUUUGUUGACCCUUCAGGUCAUCUCAACAUGUGUGCUGACAUGACUGCUUUCACCUACAAACAGUUGCAGCACGAGGCGUCGGUGUCGAUGCAGUUCUGGGACGACCCGAUGGUAGACGGCUUCCACUGCCUCCUCAUGACCCCCAAACCAAUGAUCAGGACCAGCGACGAUGUCUUCCAGUUAUGCGACUUGGCGAAGCUGCAGGCUAGCUGUAAGAAACAGAACCUGCUGAGCGAGUUGAUGGACCACAGUGGGAACUACGUCCGUACGGCGCUCCCAUUUCUCCUGUCGCUGCUCCAGCAGGGGCUCGGCCAGAGGAUUCGCCUCCUCACCCACUCCCUCUCUCCGGAGCCUGAGUGGUCUGUGGAGAGCGAGGCCCCCAAGUACAAGGCUCAGCCUCCCCUCUCCUUCGGUUUGCUCCUAAAUCCAGAGCUAGCGACUUCGGUCCUGGAAAGAGGUCCACCAGCAGACAGCCCCAAGGCGGCCGAGUUCCGACGGCUGUGGGGCUCUCGUGCCGAGCUGCGGCGCUUCCAGGACGGCGCCAUCACCGAGGCGGUGCUGUGGGAGGGAACGAGCGCGUACCAGAAGCGGCUGGUCCCCCGACAGAUCGUCACACACUUGCUGCAGCUGCACGCGGAUAUCCCAGAGUCCUGUGUGCGUUUUAUCGGGACCAUGGUAGAUGACGUCAUCACAACAGGAAAUGAGGUGCCUAGUACUGGAGAGGAGGAGAGUUUAGUCGUGGUGCAGUCCUUCGAUGAUCUGAGCAGGAAGUUGUGGAAACUGGAAAAUUUGCCACUCUCCAUUACUGCUGUGCAAGGAGCCCACCCUGCCCUUCGAUACACACAGGUCUUUCCUCCAGAGCCAGUGAUGCUGGACUAUUCCUUCUUUGACAGAGAAAAGGCUUGCAAGUCAUUGGUACCAAAGGAAGGCACUCCCUGUCCACAUUAUAUCACUCCUAUAACAGUAAUUUGUCACAUGGAGGGGAGCGGCAAGUGGCCUCAUGACCGCACCGCAAUCCGCCACAUCCGAGCUGCCUUCCACAUCAGCCUGGCAGAGUUGCUCAAGAAGCAGCACAACUAUACCUGCAGGCCCUGUCCCACUCACUUAGACGUGUGGAAGGAAGGUUUGGUGUUUCGGAUCCAGGUGGCGUACCACCGGGAGCCUCAGGUGCUGAGGGAGAGUGUGAAUGCUGAGGGCCUGCUGGUUCUCAGGGACAACGAGGAGGCUCAGGCUCUGGAAAUGGCCACUAUUCACAAGCCUCUCCUUACAAGCACAUUGCAUGGCCUCCAGCAGCAGCACCCGUGUUUCGGAGCAGCGUGUCGCCUGGCGAAGCGCUGGCUGGCAGCUCAGCUCUUCAGCGACGACGUUACCGAGGACGCAGCGGACCUGCUGGUGGCAUCGCUCUUCCUGCAGCCUGCGCCCUUCACCCCUCCAAGCUCUCCCCAGGUGGCCUUCCUCCGGUUCCUCCGCCUGCUCGCCGCCUUUGAUUGGAGGAACAACCCGCUGGUCGUCAACCUCAACAGCCAGCUCACAGCCGCAGAGUACACGGAGAUCAAGAACGACUUCAUGGCCUCCAGAGAGUCUCUGCCCGUCAUGUUUAUAGCAACACCUAAGGACAAAAAGCUGUCUCUGUGGACCCGACGAGCGCCCAGCGUGCAGAUGCUCCAGCGUGUGAUGCUGGUGGCUGCAGAAAGCCUUAAAGUCCUGGAGCUUCAGCUAAUGGAUGGCAGCCAGACACAAGAUGUGAGGGUUAUUAUGCGUCCUCCACUCGACGCCUUUGAUGUUUUGAUUCACCUGAAUCAGAAGCAGGUUCCUCUGCUCAGACACGCCGUGGACCCUCCAGCUGUCACUUUUAGCAGAGGGCUGGUGACUGAUGGUGCGGGCCAGGCCGGAGGAGCCAUGCCCGUCAUCGACUACAACCCCGUGUCUCUCUACCUGACAGAGCUCAGGGAUGCAUUUGGAGACCUGGCCCUCUUCUUCUGCGAUCCAUACGGUGGAACAGUGAUCUCAGUCUUAUGGAAGCCUAAAGCUUUUGUCCCUGCUCCAUUUAAAACAUCGCAGAUGGCCGCCCGUAGCGUGGAGGUGGCAGGGGAGGAGGUAAAAACCAUUCCCAACGUCGAAGCAAUCCUGGAAGACUUUCGUGUGAUGGGAAAGGGCUUGGUGAAAUCAGUGGAAGCAAGAACUGAGAAAUGGACGUUUUAGUCUGAUCCACCUCGCUUUUGUUUUGAUGUUUUUUGCUGUCCUUUCCUACACAUGACAUUUCACUAGAGAUUUUAAAUUGACUAAAAGGUUUAGAACAGGAGCAGAAACACAUGAAUGAACUUUGGACCAUCUCCUCAGCAGCCCAUGCAGUGAUUGUGUUGCUUAUGAAGACGACCUACAUGUUUGUUCUUGUAAAGCUGUUUCAUGUUUUAAUAAAUCUAUAUAAACUUUUUAGCUUGAA